CUGCUGCUGCUGCUGCUCCAGGUCCCGCCGGGGCGCCUCUCCGUCUCCGCGCACCGCGGCCACCCGGCGCGCUACUCCGGCCACAUCGCGGAGAACUCUCCGGCCGGGACCCCGGUGGUCGGGGUGAGGGUUCCGAUCGCACCCGCGGGCUGUGCCGGCCUCAAUGCCAGCCUCAAAGGGGAUUACGCGUCUGACUUUAGACUCAUCCAUCGGCCCGGACCCCGGAGCAACUCCCGGGGCCACCUGGGCUUGGUCUCCGCCAAAGCUCUGGACAGAGAGUUCAUAGCCAUGUACGAGCUGCUGCUGGAGCUGGAGCUGCCGCCGCGCUGUCACAGGAGACCGGCCGUCGUUCAGGUCGAGGUGUCGGACAGGAACGACAACAUACCCCGGUUCACCAGCGGAAACAAGACGGUCGAAGUAGACGAGUUGACGCUUCUCGGAACCGAGCUGGCUCGCUUUGACGCGAAGGACGGAGACGCGGAGAGGAACGGACGCGUGACUUUUUACGCAUGGCCAGAGUCUGAUGUUUUGCACGUGGUUCCGCAAACGGGCCAGGUGAGGCUCGUCGGGUCUCUGCUGGGGAUCAGUCAGGCGACUCUGCGCGUGUGCGUGAAGGACGGCGGGGAUGUGAGUCUGACGGGAGAGCCGGUGUUCCUGCGCGUCAGCGUCCGUGCGUCCGGCGGAGCGCGCCGGAGGCCCCGCGCCCUGACCGAGGACGUCACCUACACGGUGACCGUCCCCGACCGCGUCCGAGUCGGGGACCUGGUGUUCACGGUGCCGGACCUCAGGUUCGACCGGCGCUGGUUCGAGGUGAUAUCCGAGGCGGACUCCGCCGUGGUGCAGGUGGAGAGGGAGUCGGGGCGCCUGUACUUGGCGCGCAGCCUGCGGGAGCCGGCAGAGGUGGUGGUGAAGAUCCAGAGCCUCACAGGUGAUGAGUGGUACCUGUGCAGGUUGGCUCUGAGCAUGCCCAGUCAGGCUGACCUGCAGUGGGCGAUGUUUCCCUCACCUUACCUGGCCACUGUGGGCCCUGACGCCAGUCCCAGCUCCGUAGUCUACAGACUAUCGGCACGGCAACGAGAUGGGAUAAUGGGACAAGUCCAGUUCUUACUACUGGAUGGUGCUGAGGAGUGUUUCGAAGUGGACCGUCGAAGCGGUGUGAUCAGGACAACAGGACGACCGCUAACACCCAGCAAAGAGUACCUGCUGCAGGUGCAGGCGGUGGACGGACGAGGCCGGAAAAGUCCGCCAGCCACCGUAGCCGUCCUCGCCGGGUACCGACCGCCACAGUUCACCAACUCCACCUACAGCCUGAACGUGCCUGAGAACGCUCCUGCUGGCCAACCUGUCGCUGUGGUCCAAGCCGUCUCCUUCCAGAAGAAGACUUUAUCGUACAUGCUCCAGGUGAAUCCUGGAAAUCUCUUCAGCAUCAAUCAGGAAAGCGGCGCGCUCAGCCUGACCAGGACCGUAGACUACGAGAGCGGUCAUAACCUCCACACGCUGCAGGUCCGAGCCUCCGAACCCGACACCGGCCUCAGCAGCGCGGCAGAGGUUGUUGUACAUGUAAUGGAUGAGAACGACUGCACACCUGAGUUCCUGCACUCCAUUUACACCAGAGACAACAUACCUGAGAGUGUAGCAGCUGGAACGUCCCUGCUGCAAGUUCUGGCUCGUGACUGUGACUCAGGAGUCAACUCAGAGCUCUCUUACUUCGUACCAAGUGAUGAUUUUGACAUCACAUCUGGAGGUGUGGUCAGCCCCGCCCAUCGCCUGGACUACGAACGACCUAAUCACAUCUACGAGUUUGUGGUCGUCGCCGUGGAUGCGGGGACGCCCCCUCGCACCGGGACAGCCUCUGUCCGCAUCCGGGUCGCCAAUAGCAACGAUGAGGCGCCCGUCUUCUCCCAGAGCAUAUAUAAGACCUUCCUCAGUGAGGAUGCUGGUCCUGACACGCUGGUCGCCAUCGUUCAUGCCAACGACCCAGAUGGCGACGGGGUCUCCUACGCCAUCACCGGCGGCAACGAGGACAGCAACUUCCAGCUGGACAACCAGAAGGGCAUCAUUAAGCUGCGGCGGAGUCCACCUCCGAGGUUGAGGGGCCCACAGUACGUCCUCAACAUCACGGCCACGGAUGAUAAUGCAUCCGGUGGGCCGUACCCGCUCAGCAGCUCUGCUCAAGUCAUCGUUGGGAUCAACGACAUCAACAACAACAAGCCGGUGUUCGAGGAGUGUCAAAACUACGGCCAGAAUGCGGCGGUGCUGGAGAACCAGCCACCGGGAACAUUUGUUCAGCGCGUGCAGGCUCACGACGCUGACAUGGGGGUCAACGGCGAGGUCAAAUAUGGCAUCAUGCACAGAGACGGCGUGUCGUCUGGGUUUAACAUCGAUCCUGACACUGGCGUGAUCACGACCACGGUGAGCUUCGACCGCGAGCGUCAGAGGGAGUUCACACUGUCCGUGACGGCCACCGAUCAGGCCGAGGAGCCGCUCAUCGGAAUCUGUCAGAUCACGGUGGUGAUCUUAGAUCAGAACGACAACGGCCCCAAGUUUGAAAACAGCCGCUACCAGUACUUCCUGAGGGAGGACACCCCAGUUGGGACCAGUUUCCUGCGAGCGGCGGCCCAUGACGACGACCAGGGAAGCAACGCGGCCAUCACUUACUCGCUGUCCAACCAAAAUCCAGCUUACCUGCACAUCAACCCCAGCACAGGCUGGGUUUAUGUCAACCAUCCCAUCUCACAGACAUCCAGGAUCAACCAGCAGAUCGUGGCAUCUGACGGGGGGAACCGCAGCAGCUCUGUGGAACUGACCGUCAUCAUCACCAACGUCCACAACCAGCCGCCGCAGUGGGAGCAGCCUGAGUACUGGGUCACUGUGCCGGAAAACACAGUGCGAGAUGCCAAGAUAGUGACUGUCAAGGCCACAUCUCCCCUUGGUGACCCGCGGGUGACCUACAACCUGGAGGAAGGUCAGGUACCUGAGACCAACAUGCCAGUGCGCUUCUACAUCAAACCAAACCGGGCAGAUGGUUCAGCAUCAAUCCUGGUAGCUGAGAACCUUGACUAUGAGACAACGCGCUUCUUCACACUGAGAGUUCGAGUGCAGAACGUUGCCGCUGUGCCACUCGCAUCCUUCACCACCGUGUACGUCAACGUCACAGACGUCAACGACAAUGUUCCUUUCUUCCUGUCAUCCACUUACGAGGCCACGGUUCCUGAAGGAGCGCAGAUCGGCACGUCGGUGGUGCAGGUGUCGGCCACAGACCUGGACUCUGGUCCGCACGGGAUGAUCCACUAUGUGAUCCUGAAGGAUGCGAGCGGGGAUUCUCAGUUCUUCAGCAUCGACUCGCACAGCGGCGUCAUCUUCACUCGCGCCUCAUUUGACCGCGAGCAGAAAGCGUCCUACCUGAUCGAGGUGCAGUCGCAGGACGGCUCAGAGUCAGCCCGACAGGGCCAGCAAGGCCAGCCGAACACAGACACGGCCUACAUCAGGAUCUUCAUCACUGACGUCAACGACAACGCCCCGGCAUUCGCCCAGCCGGUGUACGAGGUGAGCGUGGAGGAGGACAAGGAGGUUGGGUUCGUCCUCAUCACCGUCACGGCCAACGACGAGGAUGAAGGUGCCAAUGCAAAGCUGCGCUACCAGAUCACCUCAGGAAACACCAUGGGAACCUUUGACGUGGAGCCCGAGGUGGGCACCGUCUUCGUGGCUCAGCCACUCGACUACGAGAUGGUUCAGCGCUACGAGCUGCGGCUGGUGGCUUCUGACGGGAAGUGGGAGAACGAGACGCUGGUGGUGGUUCAGGUGGUCAACCGCAACGAUGAGGCGCCCGUUUUCAGCCAGACCGAGUAUCACGCCACGGUGACGGAGGAGCUCACCCUGCUCCCUGUGUUCAUCCUGGAGGUGUCCGCCACCGAUCCAGACCAGGAGGCCGACCAAAACGCCCUCCGCUACUCCCUCCACGGCCAGGGUGCCGGUGGCGAGUUCACCAUCGACGAACGCACCGGGACCAUAUACGCCCAGCGUCGCUUGGACCGCGAGGAACGGCCCGCCUGGAGAUUCCUCGUCCUCGCCACCGAUGAAGCGGGGGCUGGGCUCACGGGAUUCGCCGAUGUGUUGUUAGAAGUCACAGACAUCAACGAUAACGUCCCCUUCUUCCCCUGCCCAGCUCUGGAAGUAGACGGAUGCUUUGUCGGGCAUGUACCCGAAAAUUCCCCCGCAGACACUUCCAUCAUGGAGAUGCGGGCGAUGGACCUGGACGACCCCAACGAGGGCAGGAACGCCAUGCUCACCUACAGCAUCAUCAAGAACAUUCGCAAUGAGAUCAACCUCAACUUGUUCGCCAUCAACUCAACCACGGGGACGAUCUACACCGUUCUACGUUCUUUGGACCGGGAGACGGAAGGCCGGUAUCUGGUGGUGGUGGAGGCUCGUGACGGAGGCGGCUUGUCAGGAACCGGGACAGCCACCAUCCUAGUCUCAGACGUUAAUGACCACCCACCCGUUUUCACUCAGAGGGUCUACUCCACUCAGGUGACUGAAGACCUCGAGGUGAACAGUGAAGUUCUUGUAGUUUCCGCCACUGAUGGAGACCAGGGGGAGAACGCUGCUGUAACCUUCAGCAUCGUCGGCGGAGACGAGGACAGGAAGUUCUUUGUGGAGACGGACAAGCUGAAUAGACGUGGCGUGAUAAAACUCAAGAAGAAGGUCGACUUUGAGAAACCACAAGAGAGAUCUUUCAAUCUGACCUUGAAGGCUGAGGAUGCAGAUUUCUUCAGUCUGGCCUACUGUCUGGUUCAGGUGGAGGACUCCAACGACCACGCUCCCGUCUUCCUCCCACAGUUCUACGAGUCGCCCGCCAUGUCAGAAGAUGUCCCUGUGGGGACAAUUGUCGCUCAGGUCACCGCGUCCGACCUGGACUCGGGGCAAAACGGACGCUUUUCGUACAGCAUCUCCAGAGAGUCCGACCCGUACGGUCAGUUCCUGGUGGACCAGUCGGGUUGGGUGGUGGUGGCCGAUUCUCUGGACAGGGAGAAAAUCUCUCAGCACAGGAUCAUGGUCCUCGCUACUGAUGCCGGUACUCCACCUCUGACUGGCACCGCCAUCGUCAUGGUGACCGUGCUCGACAUCAACGACAACGGGCCGGAAUUUGAAGCUCCCUAUAAGCCCGUGGUGUGGGAGAACACCCCAGCAACCCAGGCGGUACGAAUGAAUGAAACGUCCCUGCUCCUUCACGCCACUGACUGCGACACGGCCUCUAACGGAGGCCCGUUCUCCAUCCGGCUCCUCAUGCUCACCUCGGACGCCACCAACUUCAACCUGACAGACUUCAGGAAUGGAAGCGCGGCCAUCACCACCCUACGCACCUUCGACCGCGAGCGCCAGAAGGAGUACCGCCUCCCAAUUCUCAUGAUUGACAGCGGCUCUCCUCCUAUGAGCUCAACCAGCACGCUGACUGUUGUCAUCGGCGACAGGAAUGACCACCCACACUUACCUGGACACACCCACUUUAUUGUCUACAGUUAUGAAGGUAUUCUCCCGACGACUGUGCUCGGUCAAAUACAGUCCCCUGACCUUGAUGACUGGAGUGAGAAAGUGUACCGGUUCGAAGGCAAAUCAACCAGGUUGUUCGGUCUGGACCAGAGAUCCGGUCAGCUCAGUAUCAGAGAGGGAGCUCCUCCGGGCUCGUACCUCCUGCGGGUGCGUGUGUCAGACCGCACCUGGCCCGACGUCACGUCUGCCGCUCAGGUGGACGUGACAGAGCUGCAUCAAGACGCCUUGCAGCGAGCCGCCUCCAUCCGCCUGACCAAUCUUACAGUGGAGGAGUUUUUCACGAGCAGCGGUGGUGGCGACCAGAGUCGGUUCCACCGUCUGGGACGGGCAUUGUCUGAAAUCCUGCAGAUUUUGCCGAAGAACGUUCAGAUCUUCUCUGUAGCGAACUCCAGCCAGCCGGGCGAGAAGGCGCUCAACGUUUGGUUCGCUGCUCACGGCUCGCCGUACUACAAGGCAGAGAAACUGCAUGGCUACGUGGCAGCAAACAAAGCCAAGCUGGAGGCCGCGUUGGGGGUGUCGGUCUCUCAGGUGGGUGUAGACGACUGUCCCUACACCGAGUGCUCCCAGUCUGGAGGCUGCAGCAACGAGGUUUCGUUCGGUCAGACCCCCGUGGCUCUCAGCUCCGGUAACGUCUCUCUGGUGUCGCUCUCGGCCUCUUCCACUGCGCGGUGCGGCUGCAGGGGCCGAGAGCUGGUGCACCUGCCCUGCUCCGCGCACUUCUUCAACCCCUGCCUCAAUGGGGGCACCUGCCAGGACGGACCGCUGGGAUACCGAUGCAAGUGUCCUCCCAUGUUCGACGGUCCGGAGUGCCAGCAAACCAAACACAGCUUCGGUGGGCAGGGAUACGCCUGGUUCCCUCCCAUCAAGCCUUGCUUCCAGAGCCACAUCUCCUUGGAGUUCCUGGCCGAGUCGGCCAACGGGCUGCUGUUUUACAACGGGCCGCUCGGCCUCGUCCUCCCCGGGGAGCAGGAGGACUUCAUCGCCGUAGAGUUGAGGAACGGGAUUCCGACGCUGAGCGUAAACCACGGAUCGGGAACGCUGACCCUUCAGCUCCCGCCCAAAUCCACCAUCAACGACCGGGGAUGGCAUCGCCUCGACAUCUUCAGCGAUGGAAAGGUUGUGCAGCUGGUGCUGGACCAGUGUGGAGGCGUGGCGGUUAAUGAGCUGGAGGGAAUUGGAGGCCAAGCCUGGGAGAUGGAUGAAUCCGGCUGCAGGGCUAGAGGAGAGACGCCCGGGAACCAGCGCUAUCUAAAUGUGUUCCAGCCGCUUCAGUUGGGGGGAGUGAAGGAAAUGUCUCCUUACAGACGUUACAGAAGUUUCACCGGCUGCAUCCGAAACCUGGUGGUUGACAGUCAGGUGUACGACCUAGCAGCUCCUGGGGAGAGUGUGGACAGCGCUCCGGGCUGCAGGCUGACAGACGGGGUGUGUGUAACGGCAGCUGGUCCCUCUUGUGGUGUUCACGCCUCCUGUCUCGCUGACUGGGGCUCCUUCAGCUGCGAAUGCCACCCAGGAUACUCCGGACACAAGUGUGACAAGGCCCUCCCGGAGUUCUCCUUGGACUCGAAUAGCGUGGUGCGUUUUCAGCUCAGAGGAGGUGGCAGCUCUCGACGUACCAGCAUCCAGAUGCUCCUCCGAACACGAGCCACUUCAGGCACCCUGCUCUCUGCUGCGUCCCGGGAAGCCAACGAGUACAUUGUCCUGGAGGUCAUCGAAGGCCACAUCUCAGUGCGUGCCAACCUGGGUGACGGCGCGCACGCGCUGCGCCUGCCCAACCACCGAGUGGACAUCGGGCAGUGGGUUCUGGUCAGCCUCAGUCGCUAUGACAACACGUUCACCCUGCGACUGGAGCAGGGCGGCGGCUCGCGGGAGGUCCGGGCUCGGCUGGGGAGCCGCAAGGAGAUUGUGGUUCAUCCGGCCAGCGUAACGGUUGGCAACGGGCCAAAGGCCGGAGACAAGACCGACUUCACGGGCUGUCUGCGGGACGUCCGGUUCAACGGUCAGGCCCUCCCUCUGGAUGGGCAGAGCCGGGACUUGGUGACGGUGCUGGAGAGGCGAGGGGUCAGCUCCGGUUGCUCCAGCAGCGCCUGCAGCGGUCAGCCCUGCCGCAGCCCGCUGCGCUGCAUCGACCUGUGGCGGAAGCACCAGUGCAAGUGUCCCGGCGCUCAGGUGACGGUGACGGACGACUCCGGGGAGCAGCGCUGCGUGCCGUCGCCCUGCGGACCGUCCUCCUGCCGUAACGGCGGCACCUGCCAGGCGCUGUCCCCCGACAGCUACCGGUGCCGGUGUCAGGAGGGAUUCAGGGGUCAGCACUGCGAACUGGGGCAGGUCAAAGGUCAGCGGCUGGCCGCCCUCAGUCCCAGCUCCAUCCUGGCCAUCAGCAUGUGUCUGCUCUUCUUCAUCGUGGUGCUGGUGGCCGUGACGGUUUGGAACCAGAAAGGCAGCCGGAACAAGUUCAGGAAACGGGGAGUGUACCACAUCCCUGCUGAACACGAGAGCUGGGAGGACAUCCGCGAAAACAUCCUCAACUACAACGAGGAGGGAGGAGGAGAGCAAGACCAGAACGGCUAUGACAUCACAGAACUGAAGCGUCCGCUGUGCUCCAGUUUGUCUCAGUCGUCCUCCUGCACCACCGCCCCGCUCAUCAAAUCCUCGCCGGGCUCCCAGGAAGAGGUUCACCCGUCCAGCUCCUCCUGCAGCUCGGGCGCUCCCUACCUCAGCAUCUCGCAGCACCAUCACCACCACCACCAGCACGCCGCCGCCGACGCCAGCUACCACAACUACAGCGCUCACGCAGGCAGAGAAGUGGAGACGAGCGACGCCGGCAGCUACGCCGACGCCCCGUCCGGGUCGCGCUCCCACGGGGACUUCAAAAGCUACGUGGCGCGAAUCAUCUGGGAGGCGGACAACGACGGCGAGGCCCUCCCGCCGGACUCCUACCACGUGUGGUGCGUGGAAGGCUCCGGGUCGGCAGCGGGCAGCCUCAGCUCCCUCGGGUCUGCCGUCUCCCGCAGGAGGAUUUCCACAGGCGACAAGGAGGAGCAGGAGGAAGAUGACGAGCGGGGUUUUGUGAACGACAGGUUGUCGCGCUGGGGACCCAAGUUUCAGACACUGAGUGACAUGUACGACCGGCCCCAGCUGGGCCUCACGUACAGAGACACGAUAGCCUACAUGCAGAGGAACCACAGCCAUGACCCCCUGCCUCAGCACCAAUAGGGAGCGCUGCACGACCACAAACACACACUCAAACUCCAUGUGCAUGAGAGGGAGCUCGGUGCUGCGUUCACUGCACAUCUGAGGAAAAAAGAAGGGAAAAAGGCUGAUAAUCCUCAAUAUUGUUAUUAUCAAUGAAUGUUAAUAGUAAGAAGAGAACGUAUCCUCUGACUGAUAAUUCUGCAAAGUAACUGCAGUAAUACUCACUGCAGUGUUACACGGCCCAAUGUAAGUGUCGCGUGCAUCGAUUAGACAUAAUGAUCCACAGAGGAACGAUCAAGAAAACAUCAAAACAAUACAAGAAGCAGCAGAAGCAAAGUUUGGUGAUGUUUGGUUAGUCCUGAAAGUACCUCAGUGAUGUCUGUUCCAGACGAGCAAAAUCAAAGAUAAUCAAUGCAAAACAUCACGAAAGUGAAAGUAUUAAUAAGACUGAGAGCUGUUUUGGUUCGUGCACCAAAGAUCUACAUUCCUGACAAAUAAAUCUGACUGGUGGUCUUAGACACAAACUCAGCAAACUCAUAGCAGUUCUGGGUUGAAUGGGUUUAACUUUAUUCUGACGGUGUAGUUGCAUGUGUUUGUACAUUUUCAGAAUUUUUUUUUUUUAUUUCAAAAAUCUUUUCAUCUAUUUUGAAUGCAAACCAGUUUGGUUGUACUUUGCUCAUAUAAAUGGAUUCCCAGUGUCUCCUCUGUCAGGGCAGUGAUGUGGACCUUUUAAAGGGUGAAAACAAAAAAAAUAAAAAAUGUAGAUCGCCCUCAAAACAAACACGGUGCCAACAGACAUCACGUGUUCUCUGAGAAGUUCUGGAACAUCUCUGUGUGGAUCAGAUGUAGCGUGAACACAGCGCCAGCGCUCCCGUGUCCCAGGUCAAUGAUGGCAUUAAACUCGCCUCUUUCAAGGCGGGAGCUUUACUUUUGUGCUCUUUGUGUUUUUCUUGUGUGGAAGGAGAGAGGAAGAAGAAAGUCAUCGUGGUUCAGAAGCUUGUUACUGCUUCAUUUCCCAGCUUCAUCCAACGUCACACAACUUUUCUUUGUUUUUCUUCAUUUCUAACAUUUAAAAAGCUGUUCUUUGCAUUUGUAGUAACUCAAUCGCUGCGCUCCGCUCUCUCAAAACAAGACUUUCAGGGUCAAAAGAUUUUGUUUUCUGAGGGAAUAUUGUCUCCACAAUAUGGUGGAAAUGUUCAGGGAGAGUGGAGGUGCAAGUGUGGAGCAGUUUCACAGGACUUUCUUAUUUGAGGGCAGUAAAGUGGAGCAUUUCAGAUGUUUUUUUGAUCUCUGCCAUGACAGUUGGCUUUGAUCCAUGUGUGAAACAUCAGGACCACAAAGAAAUGCUCCAAAGAAAAAAAGGUUUCACUCUUCAACUCAUCUACAGUAUGUGACUUUGUGCUCUUUGAAUUUUCAUAGGGGAAAAAAAAAACGCCAUCAAAGCACCCGAUGAUGAGCUCCUAGUUUCUUUUCUACCUUCUCUUGGCACUAGCAGACGGUUGAGAGCUUUCAGACGGGACUUCAGGACCGGUCCACGGAUGAGCCGUUUACCCUGCUGUGUUUUCACCCUGUAAAGUCAGAUGAGAGAUUAUUUUUGUACUCACUUUAACAAAUUCCCCAGAACGUCCUUUCCACUUGCUGUUGGUUAUUUGCCGUGUUGUUGUGCUCUGUUGCCAUUUCAACAAUAUUUUCUUCAUUGUCUGUUAAAAGGGAGUCAGAGGAAGGAGAAGCUCAGCUGCUAUCAAAUAUGUUUCUGUCUACUUGAGGGAAAAAAUAAAAUAACAGUAAUGCUGUCAAUGUAUUUCUUGAUGACAAGUUGCUUUUAAGCAGACCUAAGGUUGUGGUUAUCGACUAGGUGCACAUUCAGACACUAGAUGGCGCUGCAGAGAGACACAACUGGCAGGACUUAACUACAAAUGUUCAGAUUUGAAGGGAAAAACUCAGGUUAGGUUUCUGUAAAGCUGAAGAUUGAUUUUGCUGAUAAAGUCUUUGAAAAUGAUGAACUUAACCCCCAAAUGAAACUCAGAAAAGCUUUUUCCUUAGCUGAAUUUGAAAAAGUAAAUACAUCAGCUACAUAGUGAACAUCUAUUUCUAAUGUGAAAUGUUAUUAUCCUCUAAAUCUUUUUCUUUUUUUUUUAUUCUAUUAUAUGCUUUACAAUUUUCAUUUGAAGACCUGUUGCCAUCAGACUUAUUUUAUGAUCACUUGAUAGAGUUUUCAUGGCUCAGCUCGUGUAAAUCCCUUAAAUCAGACCAGUUUUUGUGAUUACAUUUCUCUGAGCAAAUCCCUGAGGGUGUGAUGAGACGCGAUCUCUCGUGGUUACCAAGGACACAAACGUUUCCUUCCACAUCUUUUCAAGCAGCAAGACUUUUUUUUUUAAUUUGAUUAAGAAAAAGAUAGAUUUUGGUUCAAAAAUCAUGUUCUUGUUACCUUUUGGCCUCAUACAUUUUCUUGACACCGCAUGAUGAAUGUACUUUUCUAUACGAGACGCCAUUGAAGCAAGCAAGAGUACAAUCAUAGCAAAAACAUUUCUCUCAAAGUCUCACCUGAUAAAAGCAUUUGAUAAAUGUGCGUAACUCAAUCCUCAGCCAUCACAAGGUCGACACGGAAGAGUUUCCUGGUUGCAUUUAAAAAAGUCACGAUUCUCUCCCAGAAGCUGUUUUUGACCGGCAGCUGAAAUCGUGGGAUAUUUCAGGUCCAAAUGUCAGAAUAUUUGCAGCUGAGAUUGGGCUUACAGUGCUUGCUUUGGUGAUAUUUUCUAGUCCAGAGGAAAGAAGCGAGCCCUGAAAGAACCGCUCUCCAAGCUCUGCAUCCAAAUGACAUGACGCAGGUGUCUUUUUAAACUGAUGUGAAGCAGGUGUGUGUGAGUUUGGGCUUGUACAGUGUGUGACAUCUCUUGGCGUAUGUCGUAAAUCCUGUGCUUUUGAAAGCAGUUUCAUACAUGUGUGAAUGUUGGUGUUGAAUUCAAACACAAUUAUAAGCCUGAGGGUUUUGGUGUCAGUCGUCGCUGCGUGGAGCUGAUCUGUAUGAUAUGAUGUAAAUAUAGACGUUUUAUAGUAGCCUAUCAUUGAAUAUUCCUUUUGU
Cololabis saira (Pacific saury) is the source of this 11824-nucleotide messenger RNA. RefSeq names its product neural-cadherin. The record is from RefSeq and is a predicted model, not a curated record. Gene Ontology annotation, cellular component: plasma membrane; cell-cell junction. The annotation marks the transcript as partial. Gene Ontology annotation, molecular function: calcium ion binding. Gene Ontology annotation, biological process: homophilic cell-cell adhesion. The transcript is spliced from 34 exons. Lineage: Eukaryota; Metazoa; Chordata; Actinopteri; Beloniformes; Belonidae.